Asparagus officinalis (garden asparagus) is the source of this 3689-nucleotide messenger RNA. RefSeq lists its product as uncharacterized. The transcript is spliced from 3 exons. The coding region runs from base 476 to 3412 and encodes 978 amino acids. Lineage: Eukaryota; Viridiplantae; Streptophyta; Magnoliopsida; Asparagales; Asparagaceae. The record is from RefSeq and is a predicted model, not a curated record.
AAUGUCAGAGCGGUAAAAAAAAAAAAAAAGUCGUGGGUUUCUUUUCCCCAUUUUCCUUUUGUUUCCCUCGCUCCAUUUUCACUUCUCGCUGGGGGCGAAGGAGUUGCAGAGCGAAGGGCCCCCCAAAAAUUUUCUCCGCUCUCAGUUUCUCUCUCCUCACUCUCUCAGAUCUCCGAUCAAUCCCAAGUCUGAGCUUAUAUUCAUUGAGUUACAUAACAUUUGUGAAUCAAAGAAGGUGAUCUGACUUUGUGAACUGCAUCCAACUAGUUGCCUAUUACAGCAGAUACUAUUUAUUAUUGUGACUAAGAUAGAUGAAAUGUUUAGCUCUUCCUUAUUCACGGUUUGACGACUGCCAUUUGUCUCUUAUUCAUGGUUUGAUGACUGCCAUUUGUCACCAUUGAGAAAAGGGUACCUUGUGUCUUGUAUUCGCAUCUCAGUUGAGGCAAAUCAGGACAUUUCUUGAAAUUGAAUUGCCAUGGAGUGCAAUAGGGAGGAAGCUAUGAGAGCUAAAGGCAUUGCAGAAAGCAAGAUGCUGAACAAAGACUUCACUGGGGCACGAAAGAUUGUGCUAAAGGCCCAAAAGUUGUAUCCUGACCUUGAGAAUGUAUUGCAGAUGUUAACUGUCUGCGAGGUGCACUGCUCUGCUGAAAAUAAGAUCAACGGUGAGAUAGACUGGUAUGGGAUUCUUCAAGUGAUACCAACUGCAGACGAAUUAACCAUCAAGAAGCAAUACCGGAAGCUUGCUCUUUUACUUCAUCCUGACAAGAACAAAUUUGGAGGUGCUGAGGCUGCAUUCAAAUUAGUGGGAGAGGCUCAUAGGACGUUAACAGACAAAUCAAAGCGUGUACUGCAUGAUAUGAAAAGAGGAGUUAAUUUCAGAACAGUCUCUGCAAGGCAACCUGCCCCACAUGUAAACAGAUCUUCAUUGACCAAGAAGCAACCUGGAGUUGCAAGCAGUUCUGCAAAUGGUGCUUCUACUCAGUCCAAUAAUUUGAAUCAUCAGCAAUCACCUCCAUUCUCAAGCAAUCAAACUUUCUGGACCAUAUGUACUUCUUGUGGUAUAAGAUAUCAGUAUUAUCAAAAUAUAAUGAAUAGAUCAAUUCGUUGUCAGAGUUGCAAGCAGCCCUUUAUUGCCUAUGAUUUAAGUGCACAUAGUGUGCCGUCUGCAGCACCAUGGAAUUAUACUGAAAUCCCUCAGAAGGAGAACAAACCCUCCGCAGCCCAUUGUGCUGCGCAAAGAAGCAACUUUGGAACUGGUUCUAAUAUGGAUCCUCGGGGAAAUGUGGGUGGAGGGUUUGGUGGCGGACCUCAUAAGGACUCGAACAAAGAUUUAAAAUCGGACAGAGAUGGUGGAACAGCUAACGAUGCGAAGUUUGAAAAGGUGAAACUUCAUGAAACAAGCAAGAAAGAGCAAACACGAAAACCUCCAGCUAGAAGUAGAAGUCAGAAAAGAGGAAGAAAGGCAGAAGUGGAAUCUAUUGAGUCGGAGAGCAGCGAUAGUGAUGUAAUUGUUAAGGAUGGUUGUCCUUCAGGCCAGAAUACUGGGACACGACGAUCAACCAGGCAGAAGCAAAACAUUUCUUACAAUGAAGAGAAAAGUGAUGAUGACAAUGACUUCAUGACUCCAAAAAAUAAAAAGUUAAGGCCAGAAGGUAUGUCAGUGAAUGAACAGAAGAAUGCCUCAAAGUUUUGGGAAGGGAAUGCCAAUGGCGUCAUUGGACAAUCAACUGGAGCUGAAAGUAAAGUUUCAUCAGAUUCACCAGACACAGACUCGUUUUCUUACCCUGAUCCUGAAUUCUACAACUUUGAAGAGGAAAGGGAUGAAAGUAAAUUUUCUGCAGAUCAGAUCUGGGCUAUCUAUGAUAACUUGGAUGCACUGCCACGUUUCUAUGCAUUGAUCAGACAAGUUUACAGCCCAAAAUUUAGGCUGCGCUUCAAUUGGUUAGAGUAUGAGCCCUCAGGUAAAGCUGAGACACUUUGGUAUAGAGGAAAUUUGCCUAUUGGGUGCGGUAGCUUCAAACUGGGUAAGUCAGAGCAUACACAGGAGCGUCUUAUGUUCUCUCAUCUUAUGCCUUUGAGAAAAGGUACAAAGAAAAAUACUUACGAAAUAUUCCCUAGAAAAAGUGAAGUUUGGGCACUGUUCAAGAAUUGGGAUAUCAAAUGGAGUUCUUGUUCAGAUAUUGAUAGGCAAUACGAGUAUGAGGUCGUGGAAGUAGUAUCAGAUCUCACCGAGAGUGAUGCGAUCAGCGUUGUCCGUUUAGUUAGGAUACAAGGGUUUGUGAGCUUGUUUGUGCAAUCUAGAGAUGAUGGAUCAAGCCCCCUGAGGAUACAGAUGAAAGAUAUACUUCAGUUUUCACAUAAGGUACCCUCGUAUAGAUUGAAAGGAAGUGAAAGAGAAGGCGUUCCUAAAGGUUCCAUGGAACUUGAUUGUGCUUCUUUACCUCUUAAUUUUGCAGAGACAUUUCCUUCCAUCAGUCUUGAGAAUUCUAAGGCGAAAACUGAAGAUUUGAAUAGUGUAUGUGAUAACUUUCCUUCUGACCUAGCAGGCGAAGAGGAAGGUCCAAACUGUAGCAGCAAGUGCGGCUCUGAAUUGGACGGGGUUGCUUUUGAGGAGUUGAAAAGAGGUCAGAACCAUGUAGAAAGUGAACAAAUAGGAACGGAACACGCUCAAGAUGCUGGCAUCAGAAAACCUGCUAUGAACAACAACUCCCAGCCAUCAUCAAGCCCUCAAUACGAGUACCCUGAUUCAGAAUUCCAUUACUUCGAAGAGGAAAAAUCAACCGAUAAGUUCGAAGAAGGCCAGAUUUGGGCACUUUAUAGUGAUCUUAACAAGAACCCUAAUUACUAUGGUCUGAUAACUAAAGUGGAAUCAGAGAGUUUUAGAGUUCAUGUUACAUGGCUUGAGGGUUACUGUGAGCGAGAGCAAGAGGUGAAUUGGUAUAAAAGAGAGCUACCCGUCGGUUGUGGGGCUUUUAAGACUGUAGAAGAUGGUUUUGUGUCGGACACAACAGAUACCUUUUCUCACCUUGUGCAUUCAACAAACAAAGGGAACGAUUAUGUUAUUUAUCCACAACUUGGCCAAAUUUGGGCUAUCUACAAAAAUUGGAGCUUUGGAUGGUCAUUUUCUGAUGUGGAAAGUUGUGAAUUUGAUCUGGUGGAAAUUGUUGCGGUCAGUAGUUCAGGGUUCAAAGUUCUGGUAUUGUCGAAAGUAAAUGGCUAUAGUUGUGUUUUCACCGGUAAAGGAAGAGGGAUUCCCUCAAAAAUAGUGGACAUACCAAUUUCUGAGCGCUUGAAGUUUUCUCAUAGAAUUCCUGCUUUUAGACUUACUGAGGAAAGAGGUGGAAAGCUGAGAGGCUGUUGGGAGCUGGAUCCUGCAUCAGUGCCUGAUAUCUUACUCUUUGCAAAUUCUUGACCGGAGCAUUUGAUGGCUGUUCUGGUUAAGAGUGGUCCUGUGUUAUUAACAAAUUUUGCCUUGAACCGGAGAUUCAAGCUGUUUAUAUCCUUCACCAUGUUGAUCUGUGAUCUUAUGUAAUGUGUAUAUGCUGUAGUUUUUUGUUUUAAAAGUAGUACCUGAUGCCGCUGCGGUUAAAAAGACUGAGAAAAGGUUGGGGCUUAAAACUUGUGUAAACGAAGGUGACUUGGUUUUCUCUGCAUAAACCGUUACGAUAGCUCUGUUUCGUUUCCUUCUA